This is a messenger RNA of Pygocentrus nattereri (red-bellied piranha), 1269 nucleotides long. Its product is annotated as cytosolic phospholipase A2 gamma-like. Bases 1 to 1269 code for a protein of 422 amino acids. The record is from RefSeq and is a predicted model, not a curated record. Gene Ontology annotation, molecular function: calcium-dependent phospholipid binding; calcium ion binding. Gene Ontology annotation, cellular component: cytosol; nucleoplasm; nuclear envelope. NCBI's taxonomy places the organism in Eukaryota, Metazoa, Chordata, Actinopteri, Characiformes, Serrasalmidae. The transcript is spliced from 9 exons. Gene Ontology annotation, biological process: glycerophospholipid catabolic process.
AUGAAACCACUCCUGUGCAGUUUGUUUAGCAGUGAGGUGAGAAUUGGUCACUCUCUGAGUGAAGCAGAGAGGCAGCAUUUGGCCAGAAGGAGAGAGACCAUUCUGCAGUGUCUGGAGCAGAAUGGUAUAUCCUGCAGUGAGGAUAAGGUACCUAACAUCGCAGUGCUGGGCUCUGGAGGAGGUUUGAGAGCGAUGGUUGGACUGCUGGGGUCCCUGUGUCAGCUGAAAGAAGAAGGACUGCUGGACUGCAUCAUGUACCUGUGUGGAGUUUCAGGAUCUACCUGGUGCAUGGCAUCAUUAUACAAAGAACCAGACUGGUCAACCAAAUUGGACUUGGUGAAAAACGACAUUGUCCAAAGGCUUGCUGAUGGCAGUGUGAGUUUGAAGGAAAUGGGUCAAAAGUUGGCAAAAUACUAUUCAGAAAAAGACCACUUCAGCCUGACAGAUGUGUGGUCGGCACUGAUUGUGUCUAACAUGGUGAAUGAGAUAGAUGAACAUAAGCUCACUGAGCAGAGGGGUAAAUACACCAAAGACCCAUAUCCUAUUUACACUGUGAUUGACAAGCAGUGUAAAUAUGACAGACUGAAUGCAGAUCCUUGGUUUGAGAUCACUCCAGAUGAGUCAGGUUAUUCUCUCUCUGGAGCCUUUGUGGAUUCCUCCUUUUUGGGAAGUGAGUUUGAGAAUGGAAAGAAUAUUAAGAAGCAGCCUGAGAUCGAUAUGCUGUACUUACAAGGCCUGUGUGGCAGUGUCCUCGCAGAUAUGGAGGUGAUCCUUAAGAAACUACAAGAACUAAUCACACUGGAAAGCGCUGACUCCAGUGUCUCUCAAUCAAAGACGAGAGAAUAUGAAGAUUCUGGACUGUUACUCAACUCACCCUAUUUCUCAGUGCUCAGGAAAGAACAAGACAUUGACCUUAUUAUUUCCCUUGACUUCAGUGAAGGAGAUCCUUUUAAGACGGUGGUUCAGACUGCUGAAAAGUGCAAAGACCUUCAGAUUCCUUUCCCUGAGGUUGUUCUACCUGCUAAAAACACAGAACCACAGGACUUCUAUGUGUUCAAGGGUUCCAGCGACGCUCCAACUGUGAUUCACAUCCCUCUGUUCAAUGCUGUUAACUGCAAAGGAGGAAUUAAGAAGUGGGUGAAAACAUAUUCCACUUUUCAAAUGAACUACAGUCGUGAAAUGAUCACAAAUCUUCUGGAGAAAGCUGGGUUAAACAUCAAAAACAACAAGGAGAAACUGCUCAAGGAGAUCGGAAAUGUCACUGGAUGA